GGGGGGGGGGGGGGGGGGGCGUCCGGCGGGGCCGGGUGCUGACCCCCGACACCAUGAACCCCGCCAUCCGCCGCGUGGAGUACGCGGUGCGCGGCCCCAUCGUCACCCGCGCCCUGGAGAUCGAGCAGGAGCUGCGAAAGGGUGUCCCCAAACCCUUCACCGAGGUGAUCAAGGCCAACAUCGGUGACGCGCACGCCAUGGGCCAGCAGCCCAUCACCUUCCUGCGCCAGGUGACCGCGCUCUGCCUCUGCCCGGAGCUCAUGAAGGACGCGUCCCUCCCCAGCGACGCCAAGGAGCGAGCGCAGCGCCUGCUGGAGGCGUGCGGCGGCCAGAGCGUGGGGUCCUACAGCGCCAGCCCCGGGAUACAGAUGGUGCGGGAGAACGUGGCGCGCUACAUCGAGCGCCGCGACGGCGGCAUCCCCGCCCGCUCCGAAGACAUCUUCCUGUCCACGGGCGCCAGCGACGCCAUCGUGAACGUGCUGAAGCUGCUGGUGGCGGGCUCGGGCGUGUCGCGCACGGGGGUGCUGAUCCCCAUCCCGCAGUACCCGCUGUACUCGGCGGCGCUGGCCGAGCUGGAGGCCGUGCAGGUCAAUUAUUACCUGGCCGAGGAGCGCUGCUGGGCGCUGGACGUGGCCGAGCUGCGCCGGGCGGUGGCCGAGGGCAUCCAAGCAGUGUCCCCAUGUCCCCUCUGGGUGUCCCCAGGCCAGGUGCAGAGCCGCGAGUGCAUCGAGGCCGUCAUCAAGUUCGCCUACGAGGAGAAACUUUUCCUCAUGGCUGACGAGGUGUACCAGGACAACAUCUACGCCGAGGGCUCGGCCUUCUACUCGUUCAAGAAGGUGCUGAAGGAGAUGGGGCCGCCCUACGCCGAGGAGGUGGAGCUGGCCUCGUUCCACUCCAUCUCCAAGGGAUUCAUGGGAGAGUGCGGCCUGCGGGGCGGCUACGUGGAGGUGGUGAACAUGCACCCCGAGGUGAAGGCCGAGCUCUCCAAGCUGGUGUCGGUGCGCCUGUGCCCGCCCGUGAUCGGACAGAUGAUCCUGGACACCGUCGUGGACCCGCCCAAACCCGGAGAGCCGUCCUACGAGAGAUUCCAGGCUGAGAAGGAGGCGGUGCUGGGCGCGCUGGCCGAGAAGGCGCGGCUGACGCAGGAGAUUUUCAACCAGACGCCGGGGAUCCACUGCAACCCCGUGCAGGGCGCCAUGUACUCCUUCCCCCGCAUCGACCUCCCGCCCCGCGCCCUGGCGGCCGCAAAGGAGAAGAAGCAGGCCCCGGACAUGUUCUUCUGCAUGCGGCUCCUGGAGGAGACGGGGAUCUGCGUGGUGCCGGGCAGCGGCUUCGGCCAGAAGGAGGGGACCUUCCACUUCCGGAUGACGAUCCUGCCCCCCACGGAGAAGCUGAAGAUCCUCCUGGAAAAGCUCAGUGCCUUCUACACCAAGUUCGUCAAGGAAUUCUCGUAACGAGGGCGCGGCGCUAAUUAACGUCAUCCCCGAUGUCACCUCCCCAUUCCGGGAGUAUCCAGCACUUUUUAUUCUUUGGGAAUUCCGGGGCAGGUCCCCCCAUCCUCUGGGAGGUGUCCCCAAAUAAAGGACAGUGACCAG
Molecule: messenger RNA, 1595 nt
Organism: Ficedula albicollis (Collared flycatcher)
Lineage: Eukaryota; Metazoa; Chordata; Aves; Passeriformes; Muscicapidae
Product: alanine aminotransferase 2-like
Exons: 11
Coding region: 54-1454 (466 amino acids)
Biological process (GO): biosynthetic process
Molecular function (GO): pyridoxal phosphate binding; L-alanine:2-oxoglutarate transaminase activity
Source: RefSeq, a predicted model, not a curated record